GAGAUGAACAUCGAGAGUGUAGAACUCUUCGGUGGACUUGGUGAUGGAGUAUGCCGACUCAUGGUCAUUGCCAAGUUCGUUUGUACUAUGAAUUGCUCCAAUUACAUGAUGAGCAACAUCCAAAAGCUCACUAUGUGCUUGUUAUUGGAAGGUGAACAAUGGCGGGCACAUCAGCGUCAAGUCUUCCAUUAUGAAGAUGGAGCAUGGGUCAUGGUACCCUCCUUUACAGUUCGUGGAUGGGAUCUACUCUUGGCCUUGGAAGGCCUCUUCGUCCAGCUGCCCACUUCUUUGGACGAUCAGGAGUUGCAGGUGUCCUGGACUUGGCAUGAUAUGAAGAUUUACUUGAUGGAUAUUGUCGGAGACAUGGUCGAGACUGAUCUGAAUGUGAUGCAAGUCUUGACUGAGGUCGCCAAAAGCAACAGCGACCAUGUGCGUGUCAAAACGGGGAACAAAGUAUGGCAGGCUCGGUGGACACGACGCGUCGCCGAUAUGCUAGCACAGUUUCGCAAGGCAUUGGAAUCUGAGAAUACAACGAAGGGGCUCACCAAACUCUUCCUGACAGAAUGGGAUACUACAAUGCCAGUGUCGAAUGGAGUUUGCUUCCGGGACGUGUGCUUGGAUAAGAAUUGGAACGUCGCAAACAAGUCUGCAGAGGCCAAUUGCUACUUGAAGCUUGACUACCAUUUCUUUUGGGAGAACAAGAUGGCUGACCACCAGAACAUCAGUAUUGCAGAAGUGGGUAAAGGCGGCGACGGUAAAGGGAUGGAGGCGGUCUUGGAUCGAGCACUCUUUGGUGACCUGGCCACUGCUACUUUAGACUGCGGUAUGUUCCUUGACAGGGUGGAGUUCAGGAAGUCAGCUGAACUUGCAUGGAACAAAGCCAGCAUACGCAUCCAGGAGAUGGAGAGUCGUGGGCGGUUUGUGGCAGAUGUUUGGAAACGGUUUGUAGUCGAUGAAGAAAUCGACUGCAGGGUCAAUUUCGGAUUCACGAGCAAGCGACGAUUCGGCUCCGCGAUGAAGAUUCAAGAGCUCAACUUCGAAAAUAUUCCCAUAAUCGAAGAGAGCAAUGACCGCACCAAGAGCUUGGAGCAACUUACACGACCUGUGAUUUGCUUUCUCAUGGGCAAGGUUACCUUCACCAUGGACAACAGCCAGGUAAACCAUUCCCGCGGGAUCUAUAAGUUAAUUCCACAGGAUGAGCUCACCAAUUUCCUGUCGAAUCCUGUCGAAUCCUAUCACUGUGCAACAACCCCUCCCCCAGGCACUGUAGUUGACGUUAUCAUAGAGGCGGAGACUCUUGUCCAGAAGGUGCAUGCCAACACCCCGCAAAGACGAAUAUUCAAGGAGUAUCUCAUUCAUAAGGUCGAGGUCCUACCUGGAUGUGCCGCAUCGUCCAAAGGGAAGAAGCCGAAAUUGUCCAACUUCGUCGAGGCCUUAGACCUUGCUAACAGUCGUUUGUUCAAUCAGGUCGACUCAUCGUGCUUUCACAAGCUACUGAUUGACUGGCAGCGGCUUGUCGAUGCGAUGGAACAGCAUGGUGGCUCUGCAGUGAUUGGGACGUGGGCUGACUGGACCUGUCCCUUUCAGCUUCUACAUGAGCAGGAGAAAUGGGACGGCAAUGCGUUUGAAAAUCACUGUCAGACUAUGUUGCGACAUCGCACACAAACCACGGAAGCAACUUUGGUGCGGCCUAUCGAGUGUCGCCUGUUAGAGACGAUCAAUCUCAACGCCCUCGAGGACUAUGCGGCCCAUGAGACAGAUCGCCGUCAGGACCUUCUAUGUCACUACCUCCAGCGCCAUCGUGCAAUGGGAACCAAGAUGGGUAGCUCCUCGCUCCUACAGGUCGAGUACUAUAAGCUUCCACAUUAUGGUCGCCUACUAUCUCGUGGACCUUCAGGUCAGAAGCUCACGAAGGAGGCUCGGACAGUGGCAUUCGACCUCGACUCGGCAGAAGUGGACGCAGCAUGUUGUUAUCCCCGCCUUCUUGUGCGAAAGCUCCAGAUGUUCGAACUUUGGGACGAGACUAGGUUCCCCAUGCUCAACCUAUUUGUGGAGCACUAUGCGUCAUGGCGGGAGGCGACCGCUAAGUACGUGGAUAUUCCUGUCGCUGAUGCAAAGAUGGAGCUCAUCCGCAUUUUCUAUGGCGGCAAGCCCUCCUUCGAAGCUCCCUGGAUCCUCAAACUUGCUGAUGAGGUUCAAAAAGCAGCUUCUUGUCUAUUGCGUCAUCCAGAGGCAGCAGCAUGGCGAGACUUAUACUCCGAUCGUCGCAAUCCCGAGUUCAGUCGACUUUCGGCUUUGUUGUCCUUCGAGGAGAAUGAAUUGUUGAAGGAAGCCCGUGAUGUCAUCGGGAACCAGUCCUGCGUGUUGCUCUUCGAUGGGGCUAUCAUCCAUUGCACCAGUUUGGAACAUGAGAUUUUGGUGUCAGAAUCGUGUCGACGAUGCGCCCAAUCCAUUAUUCCAAUGUCUGUGAAGUCCUGGCCCACAUCGACACAUUCGAUGACACUAGCCCGUCUGGCUCUUCGGCGGGACAUGCUGAGUGUUGUUUUGGACGGCAAUGUGAUCACAUCAUUCCAGAACUGUCUACUUAAUGGCAUCGCCAACGUAGAGUUCAACGAGAUCAUAUGUUUCGCUUCGCAACAGCCAAGCUCGGAAUCCGUCCACAUGAUCUUGGAGCCUAUGACUGACGUCCUCACUCAUGUCUGCUCGAAGGAGAAGUGGCUUUGUCACCAGCAAAUGUCUGAUGGCACUGGACAUUGGUUUGCUGUGGUUUUCGAGGAAUCCGGUGAGGUUCGGCUUGUUGACAGCACUGCAGGUGCACGUAGACUGUCCAUUGCUGCAGAUGGCCUGGCAUCCUUGUGCUGUCAACUUUCUGGGUUGACAUGGUUUCAACUUCGGAAUAUUCCCCACAGCAUUCCCAUGGACAACAAUCGUGCCUACAUGCAUGAGGGUACUGCGACGGGUGUUCAUGAUGAUUUCCGCGUUUCCUUCCGAACGCCCUUGCAACACUGUGUGAAGUGUCAGUCUACCUUAGCGUCUGCCGACGUUAUGGCAGCCAGACUGUACACCUUGCGGGGUGUACAGGAAGUUGAGCACAUCCCCAUGCGCUGCACGUCGAAGUCUUGUCGCAUACGACAUUUGUACAACUACAGGAAACAGGGUGGCAAGAAGCUUAACACAAUGCAACAUGAUCAGAUGGACGUCAUCUUUGUCAACAGCAACACCGCCUUCGCAAAGGAGUUCCUGGAGUACCAUGAUGCACUCCAGUUUCGCGGCUGUGUCAGCAACAAUGCCAUUGCAUGGGCACAACAAGAGGUCUUAUGGCAAGAUGAGAACGAGCAUGCGAGCUGGAAUCAAGCGUACAGUAUCGCCAGCUUAUACUACUACAUGAUCCGCGAAGCUGAGAAAAUGUGGGCCCGAUCAACAAACGCCAAGGACAAGCUCGCCGCCAUCGACCUGGACAAUCCACUCACCGACGCAUUCAUGGCGGAUUACACUACGCGGUGGCACAAGCAUCAGCUGACGCGCACCGAGCACAUGUCCAUCCGGGAGAUUGUUCUUGAUGGCCAUGAGAAA
Messenger RNA from Symbiodinium sp. CCMP2592, 3573 nucleotides. The record is from the annotation of a GenBank genome assembly. Lineage: Eukaryota; Dinophyceae; Suessiales; Symbiodiniaceae.